Leptopilina boulardi is the source of this 1671-nucleotide messenger RNA. RefSeq names its product crossover junction endonuclease EME1-like (gene mms4). Gene Ontology annotation, biological process: resolution of meiotic recombination intermediates; double-strand break repair; replication fork processing. The record is from RefSeq and is a predicted model, not a curated record. The transcript has 4 exons. Gene Ontology annotation, cellular component: nucleus; Holliday junction resolvase complex. Lineage: Eukaryota; Metazoa; Arthropoda; Insecta; Hymenoptera; Figitidae. The coding region runs from base 185 to 1564 and encodes 459 amino acids.
UGGAGUCGAAAAUUUGUUGACAUUUAAAAACGUGAACCGGUUGAUUGUAUUCUAUUGUGGUUUGAGUUUUGUUAGUUAAUAUUGUGAGAAAUAGUUUUUUUUUUUUUUUGAAAAAUUACAUAUAACCUAUAUAACAUUCGAAAUUAUCGUUCAUUAAAUUAAUAAUAGAUCGAAUAUUACAAUAAUGGAUGUGAUUGUACUAAGUGAUUCUGAAGAAUCGGUUGUUGAUACCAUUGAAGUCAAAGAGGAUUUAAUCAUCAAAGAAGAUUUAAUCAUCAAUAAUGAUGAUGAUAGUUUUGAAUUUCCUGAGGUGAAUUUUCAUUAUAAAAAAAAUUCAGUAUUAACCUCUGAAAGUUCGCAAGACUCACUUGGAAGUUUAAAAUCAAAACAAUCAAAGAAGACAAAUGAUAAAAUAUCCGAAAAAGAGAAAAAGAAGGAAGAAAGAGAAAAAAAGAGAGAAGAAAGAGAGAGAAAAAAGGAGGAAUUAUCACUAGCAAAAGCUCAAAAGGCAGUGGUUAAUAAAAAUUUACAAAAUUUAAAACCCGAAGAAUCAAUGAAAUCAAUGAGAAUUAUUAUUGAUGGAAAUUUACAAAGUCAAACAUAUUUUAAUCAAUUAAUUGCCUCUUUACAAAAAUUUGAACUCACUUUUAAUAUUGAUACUGAAUUAAUUCCAUUUAGUAUUUCUUGGAAAAGAGAAAUAGAAGAACAUUAUGUUAAUUCAAAGAAUGAAGUUUCUUCACAAAAAAAUUUACAAGAUGAAAUACAUUUACUUUUAAUUUGGAAUUGUCAAGAUGUUAUAACAAAAAUAUCAAAUGGAACAUUUAUUGAAUCAAUUCGUGAAAUUGUUGAAUUAGUUCCAGAAAAACGAAUUACACUUUUUAUUUAUGGAAUGAAAAAUUAUUAUUCCUAUCAUAAAAAUGUUAAAAAUACGAAUAAUCGAGCUAAAGUUAUUUCAGAAUUGGGAGAAGAAGAAGAAAUGAUGAGACGUAAAAAUAAAAAUGAUAGAAUUUAUGGAUCAUUGGCAAAAAUUUCAAAAAAUGAUCUUGAAGUUAAUCUUUGUGAAAUACAAUUGUUAUACAAUUGUUCGAGUCGACUUAUUCAAACACAGGAAGAAUUAAAUUUAGCUCUAUUUCAAUUUACAAAAGCAAUUGCCGAAACGCCAUUUAAAUUGGAACAAACAAAGAAUUCAGAUUUUGUUGGUGGCGAUACACGUGGUGCAGUAACAGUUGAUAAAAAUGGAAUUGGAUUAAAAAGACUUUGGAAACAACAAUUGUGCCAAUUUGAAUUAUGUAAUUUGGAAACUGCUGAGGCGAUUUGUCAAAUUUAUGGAAGUCCUCUUCAAUUGAUGGAUGCUUAUUCAAAAUGUACACCGAUGGAAGGAGAAAUGCUCCUAAAAGACGUUCCGAUAAGAAGGGCAGCUGGACCUGUCACUACAUCUCGUAAAAUUGGACCAAAAAUAAGUAAAAGAAUUUUUACGAUGUUCACAACUGAGGAUGGUAAUCUUUUACUUGACAUGGGAGUGGAAAAUAAAAAGGACGAGCAUAACAAUGAUCUCGAACAAUGACAUCGACUUCGAGUUCAUAACAACCGGCAAGUUGAUGUAAAUAUGUUGUAAAUCGAUUUGGAUUAUCGUCAAUUAUAUCUCCCGUAGGACUAGGUAGUCCUGGACUU